GACAUGCGCCAAAAUCAAAUGAGACGUUGACGUUAUUUUCAAAUUAUGACGAUUAGGCUGUAAAACAUGGUUAGUAGGAGGCGUCUAACUGUAUCUGGCGAUCACAAGCCCGAAGAACAAUCAUGUUGGUCCAAACCCACUGUUUAUCAUGCUGCCAUCGUGAUAUUCCUAGAGUUCUUUGCCUUCGGAUUGCUAACCACCCCAAUGAUCUCGGUUUUAGAUGAGACAUUUCCCAAACAUACCUUUCUAAUGAAUGGUAUCAUUCACGGAGUAAAGGGAAUAUUAUCCUUCCUUAGUGCACCAUUUCUGGGUGCUCUCUCAGAUAUGUUUGGACGAAAGCCUUUCCUACUUCUAACAGUAACCUUCUCUUGUUCUCCAAUACCACUGAUGAAAAUCAGUCAUUGGUGGUAUUUUACAAUGAUCAGUAUAUCAGGUAUUUUCGCAGUGACAUUUUCAUUUGCUUUGGCAUAUGUCGCUGAUAUCACAUCAGAAGAAGAUAGAAGCUGGGGAUAUGGACUAGUUUCAGCUACAUUUGCCGCCAGUCUUGUCAGUUCACCUGCAAUUGGAGCUUAUCUUGGUCGUGUAUAUAGUGAAGAAUUAGUUGUUGCACUAGCUACUGCUAUUGCAUUUUUGGACAUUUGUUUUAUACUUGCUUGUGUACCUGAAUCUUUAUCGGAAAAAGUACGUAUUGGUCAUUUGUGCUCUGUAACUACAUUGGGUGGACCAGUUGGUAAAUUCUCAUGGGGUAAAGCUGAUCCUUUUGCGACAUUACGUCAAAUGACAAAUGAUCAUCUUGUUCUUAUGAUAUGUAUUACAACAUUUUUAUCCUAUUUGCCAGAAGCUGGACAAUAUUCAUGUUUCUUCGUUUAUCUUCGCUUAGUCAUGGGAUUCACUGAAGAAAAUGUGGCACUAUUCAUUGCUGUUGUUGGUAUCAUGUCAUGUAUUGCACAAACACUUAUUUUAUCUUUAUUAAAUCGUAUUAUGCGACCAAAACGUGUUAUUAUAUUUGGUUUAAUAUUUGAAGCAAUUCAAUUAACAUUAUAUGGUUUUGUUACAAAUUCUGGCUUAUUAUGGUCAGCUGGUUUAAUUGCUGCUACGGGCUCUAUCACAUAUCCUGCUCUAAGUACAUUUAUAUCAACUCAUGCUGCAGCAGAUCAACAAGGUGUAGCACAAGGUCUUAUCACUGGAAUACGAGGUUUAUGCAACGGACUUGGACCUGCUCUUUUUGGGUUAUUCUUUUAUAUAUUUCGAGUUGAUCUCAAUGAACAUACAUCAGGUGUACAUAUAAUCAACAAGGAUAAGAGUAACUCCCUAGUAUCUGAUACUGUACAACUUUUACAAGAACGUUUAAUACCAGGACCACCAUUUGCUUUUGGUGCUAUUCUAGUUCUGUUAGCAAUUCUAGUAGCUAUUUUUAUACCGGAAAAGCAGACAUCACCUGAAUUGAGUCAUUCAAAAAUUAUCACUGAUACAUAUGAAUCAACACAUGGUGCCAAUAUUUAUGGCGGUGAAACUCGACUAAGGCGUAGUUCACCAUCAGGUCAAUCUCAUAAAACUACAGCGGAUUUUGAUCAAUUCACAUGUGGAAUGGGUGCACCUAACACUGGUGACAGUGACAAGUCGAAAUUGAUAAUGAGUACUGUUGAAAUGUCUAAGUAUAAUCUAAAAAGUGGCAUUUCACACAGUAAUUCAAUCGAUAACAGUGGUAUUUGGAAUCGUUUAAUGACUGGUCUUACAGAUUUUCGUAAUCCAGUUUAUAUAAAACAACGACCGAAUCGUGUUUAUCGUCAAUCAAAAACUCGUUUUAGUACGGCAGGUAUUGUAGAACCAUUUCGUCGAUUAUUUAUUCGAAAAACUUAUGAUGGAAAUAUUGGUAGUUGUGGUGUUAGCGGUAGUGGUGGUGGUGGUGGUGGAUUUCUUGAUCAUGAAGCACGUCUUCAUUAUUCCAGACUGCCCUUUACUGUUAUCUCAUCAUCAGAUAAUAGUAGUCCAAAAUAUUUAGACGAUAUAUCAAAGAAUGAUUUACUAUUUUCUAAUCCUUUAUUAUUAAAUCCUGGUGAAUCCGAGGAAGCAGCUGAUCUCAGUAAUUAUCGUGCACAUCAUUUCCGACGUAUGUUUAUUGCUCCUAAUACAGCAACUACUACUCCUUUUAUUAAUAAUAAUAAUGAUAAUAAAAGUGCUAUUACUACUUCUUCAUCUGAAUUUCAUCCAUCACAAAACUAUAAUCCUACUAGCUCAUUGUUAAUCACUUCUAAUGAAACUGGUCAAUUAAAUCCAUUGGGAGAGAAUGAAGAAGAUACAUUUAUUAAACAUUGCAAUUCGUCCAUAUCACCUAUAAUUAGUCCUACAGGUAGGAAAAUAAUGAAACAAAAGUUUUUUACAACAAAUUUUUAUAAAGAAUCAAUUCAUGAUACAUGAUGGUGAUGAUGAUGAUAAUGUCCGCUUUACCUUCUAUUUGAUCUAUUGUAGAUAAUUAUCAUUAAUUCGAUCUGGCACAGAAAAUGACCUUAAUAUAACACCGUUCAUAAAUCAACAGGUUGUGUCCAUUUGAGAAAUAUUAAAAAUUCCCGUCUGAUACAUUGGAUCGCUGUAUAAUACAUGUACUACUACCUCAACAAUUACUGAACUAGUAUACUUAAAACUUACUUCUAUCACAUGUUUGUUCUGUACAUCUAAUGUUACUAUUUAUAUCACAUUGAUCAUGCCCCUGUAAACUGACGUGAAUUCUGUAAUUAUUAUUUUCAGAAUGUAUAAAUGAUUAUUCAAUGAGUUACUAAGUCCAGAUACUCACUGAUUCUCAUUCACAUCAUGUCUGGAUACUCAGGACUGAAUUUUUGAUGAAUCUUUAAUUCAUAAUUAAUGAAAUGAAAGUAAUAAUAGUUUAUUUCCAUGAUUAUUAAUUCUGUUUAUCAUUUUUUUUUAUCUUCCUUUUUUUGUUUGUUUUUAUUUUGUAAAUCCACAGACUAAUCCAGUUGGUUACAGUAUUCAUUUUCAUUUCACUUGAUGUAAAAUUACAAAGUGAGUGCCUACUGUUCAUCAUUUUUUUUAAAAAUUUAGAUUGAAAAAAGAAAUCCAGAGAAAUAUACUCUGUAUCUAUAUGUCUCUAUUUUUUCAUGGCUGUCUCCGUCACACUCAUUCCCCCCCACAUAUAUAUGUAAUCACUUGGUGCCAAUAUAUCAAUGCAUGUAUGUAUGAACACUGUGAUUAGAAUAUUCAUGCCAACACAUACACAAUGCAUACAUACACAUACAUAUACACUGAUACACACACAAAGGAUAAACCAGUUCAAGUUUCAAUUUUAGUUACAUGUAUUUGUUAUUGAAUUUUAUGUGCUACUUUACUUUUUCAUUUUAUUUUAUAUCAUUUAAUACAUUUGUACAGUGUAGUAUUAAAGUUUAUACUCAUUGUGUAUAUGUAAAAUAGUGUGUAUCUAUCUAUGUGUGUAGGUCUUGUAUACUUGCAUACUCUACUCGAUACAUGUAUGGUAUAUAUUUUGAUUGAGAACAAUUGUAACCAUCAUAAAAUAAGAUUUUGUUUUUAAUAAUUUUAUAAGUAGUAUAUAUCAUUGUUUAUAUAAUACUAUCUAAUUGUAAUUCACUUUUUUCUCUCUCUCAUUUGAUAAAUCAAAAAUGUACACCUUUUUUUUGUUUGUUUGAUCUUAUGAUAAUGUUUGGAUUUUGUUCUAAUUUGUAUAAAGAACCAAUGAAUAAUUUGUUCAAUGUACAAUAUUUCCUUGAU
This is a messenger RNA of Schistosoma guineensis, 3738 nucleotides long. Lineage: Eukaryota; Metazoa; Platyhelminthes; Trematoda; Strigeidida; Schistosomatidae. The record is from the annotation of a GenBank genome assembly.